Molecule: messenger RNA, 2199 nt
Organism: Chiloscyllium plagiosum (whitespotted bambooshark)
Lineage: Eukaryota; Metazoa; Chordata; Chondrichthyes; Orectolobiformes; Hemiscylliidae
Product: sodium-dependent lysophosphatidylcholine symporter 1-like
Biological process (GO): carbohydrate transport; lipid transport
Cellular component (GO): plasma membrane
Molecular function (GO): symporter activity; sphingolipid intramembrane carrier activity
Source: RefSeq, a predicted model, not a curated record
GUUUACUGUGAUUGGUGGACAGUGUCUAUUAUAGAUGGGCUAUAUUUACUGUGAUUGGUGGACAAUGAUGACUACAAAAGUUGGACAGUGAGUAUUAUUGGUGGGCAAUGUUUUAUGCAGUUGGACAGUAAGCGUUUUUAUUUGGGAAGUGUUUUAACGUAAUAGGUGAGCUGUAGGUAUUUUGGGGCAAGUGGGGGUUGACUGUGCUGGGUGGACAUUAACGGCUGGUGUUUAUUGUAAUAGGUGAGCAGUGUGCCAUCUCUGUGCGGUAGUCUACACGCUGCCGUAAGCCCGCACAGUGAGCUGAGCAGGCGGAGUGUGGGACAAGCGCCAGCGAUUACGGUCCGUGUUUACAGCGAAUAUCCAGAGAUAAUGGGAGAGGAAAGUGCGUCUUUCGAAAGUAUUUUUAUAAACCAACCCACUGCUGAGACCAAUCCGAAACUCGAAAAAGAUGAAGAAACAAGUAAAUUGACCAUAUGUAACAAGUUAUCCUUUGGAAUUGGAGGUGUUCCAUAUGAGAUGGUUAGAAGUAUUUUAGGAUUCUUCCUGCAACUAUUUCUACUUGAUGUUGCACAGAUAUCUCCAUUUCAUACUUCUUUUAUAUUGUUCUUUGGAAGAGUUUGUGAUGCUGUCACUGAUCCUGCUAUUGGUUGCUUAAUCUGCAAAAGCAAACGGACAAAGAUUGGGAGGUUAAUGCCAUGGAUAAUUGGGUCUGCCCCUUUUGCAGUUUUAUCCUACUUUCUUCUUUGGUAUGUGCCACCAUUCGGAAGAGGGAGAUUUUUGUGGUAUAUAUUCUUCUACGGUCUGUUCUCUACUCUGCUCACAUGUUACCAGGUGCCAUACUCAACUCUCACUAUGUUUCUGAGCUGUGACCUGAAGGAAAGAAACAAAGCAACUGUCUUCCGUAUGACAAUGCAAGCCAUCGGAACAGUGGUUGGAGUUGCAGUUCAGGGACAGAUUGUAGCAGAGAAUCAUAUCUCCCAUCAUUGCUUUGAACGUAACAUGUCAUCAUAUUUCAUUGUUAACUCCACAGGUAUAAGCAAAUUGUUCAAUGGCAACACUAGUAAUCAGCAUACACUGGAGUCUAUCCUUGAAAUGAGGGAGUUAUACAUAAUUGCGAGUGGUGCUGUAGGCAGUAUUUAUCUCUUUUGUAUGAUUAUUCUGUUGGUUGGUGUAAGAGAGAGAGAUGACCCCUAUACUAAGAAGUCAGAAAAACCAAUUCCUUUUCUGAAAGGAACCAAACUUGUGUUGAGAUACAGCCCUUACUUGAAGCUGACGGCAUCUUUCCUCUUCAUAUCCAUGGCUAUUAAGGUUUUAGAAGGGAACUUUGCUCUGUUUUGCACUUAUGCUGCUAAUCUUCAAUACCAUUAUCAAAACAUCGUACUUGUAAUUCUGGUAACUGCUGUGAUGAUUGUUCCCUUUUGGCAGUUUUUUCUGCAAAGGUUUGGAAAGAAAAUUGCUGUUUACUUGGGUACUAUUUGGUUAAUUCCAUUUUUAUUCUUGAUGGCUUCGCUUCCAAACAAUCUAAUUGUGGCCUAUGUGGCAGGAGCUUCCUCUGGUCUGAGUUUUGCUUCAUUUUUUCUGUUACCAUGGUCUAUGCUGCCUGAUGUUAUUGAUGCUUUUAGACUUGAAAAACCACAAAUAAAGGGACUGGAAACCAUAUUCUGCUCAUUCUAUGUCUUCUUCACCAAGUUGGCUAAUGGAGUUUCUAUGGGAUUGUCUGCACUUAGCCUUCAUUUUGCAGGCUAUAAAACUGGAGCAUGUGUCCAGCCCCAGUCUGUGGCUUUCACCCUAAAACUACUAGUGGCAGCUUUGCCUGUGGGACUGAUUAUUAUUGGGUUAAUAAUAUUCCGGUUUUAUCCAAUAACAGAAGACAUCCGAAUGAGAAAUGAACUGGCACUCGAAGAGCUAAGGCAAAAUGUCCACAUCGGUGGUCAAUCACUGAAAAAUGUGGAGAACGCAUCAUAAUAAAUAGCAAGACUGAGAUAUGACAAUCACCUAUAAGCCAUAGAUUUCAGAGUAUGCAGGGAUCAUUACUGCUGCAACACUUAUUUAUAUUACACUAACCACACUGGAAUUUGCAUCUGUUUAUAUUUUAAUGCAAUUUCUGGAUAUGUUUUGUUAACCUGAAGUAAUGAAUUUAUCUCAAAUAAAAAUAAGAGUAGUUGCUAUGUGGAAAACUGAUUUAAUAAAUUGUAA